GUUCUCGUUGGGGUUUUGCGGUGGCACUCAUGCUGCUGGUUCUAGUCGUCUCUCUCGUCACAACACAACUGGUGUGAUGUUGCAAAGAGCAAAAAGGAAGAAAGAGAAGACAGAAAGACAAAAAAAAAAGAACGUGAACCAUGCACACGGUCCUGCUAGCUGUUGAGCCUGCGCUCGCCUUCCUGUGGCUCGGGUCUUGAGAACCUCAGUGUGUUUGCAACUUGUCCAUGUGACUCGGUUUCCGUUGCCUGCCUGCUUCCGUGAAGAGCAACAAAAAAAAAAAAAAAAAAAAAAAAAGGAGGGGGGGGCACUGGCGCUUCAGUAAGAGAAAGGCGCUGCAGCUGAAAGUCACACACACGAGAGCUCUUUCUACAACAGCAAGUCACUCUGCGAUAUGGUCAGGGGAUCAACCGUCAGUGGCUUGGGAAAUCCGCAUCUAACCACCAGUUGAGAAUGAUAAAAUGCCAGACCACGGUCUUAUUCCCAUCCUAUUUUGCUUGUUGGCCAUGUGGAGAAUCCUGACGCCCGUCUCUAGCCAUCCACAGUACAGUCCCUGCAAGCUGGUACAAAAAGCAGCGAUGUGCAACAAUGGCAAACUCUCAUCUGUUCCUGGAAGACUGCCCGGGAACUUAGAAGAGCUUCAGCUAAACUACAAUCAAAUUAAAACACUACAUAACACCUCUUUUCUUCGCUACCCAUCACUAAUCACUGUAACCUUAGCUUGCAAUGGGCUGGAGAAAGUACAAUCAAAUGUUUUUCAAGAUUCACAAUUAUUAGAGAACCUAAACCUUGCAAAUAACAAUAUAAACAUUGGCUUUGAGGAAACCAGCCUUGCAUUAAGAACGCUACCUGGUCUGAGAUUUCUAGAUCUUUCUGAGAAUAAGCUUAUCGAUGAAAUGGCUUCCACUUUACUUCAAAACUUAUCAUCCCUGGAGUACCUCAAUCUUUCUGGGAACUUAUUGCAGAGAUUGGAUGAGACCUCAUUCAGGGAUCUUCAUAACCUCAAAGACCUUGAUCUUCAGAGAAAUGCAAUGUUUGAAAUUGACAGCGCCUUCGGGAGCAACCCAAAGCUUCAGAGGCUCAACUUGGCCUUUAACUAUCUGCCUUGUCUGACUGACUUCCACAUGACUCAAUUGGUCGUCCUCAAUGCCAGCUACAACUUUAUCGAGUGGUUUAUCUCAAGGCAGGAACUCAACGACACUUUUCAGCUGGAGACGCUUGAUCUGUCAAAUAACAGGCUCUUCUUUUUUCCCUUCUUGCCAUCACGCAGUAAAUUACAGAACCUUUAUCUCUCGCACAACAUUCUCAGGUUCUACGAACAUUUGGCAGACAAUAGCACACUCCAGAACUCAACCACGAGUGUUGAGUUCUAUAACCUAAAAAAGCACAUAAAAAACGUGACUGCUCAGUUAUGGGAUGACAACCUUCACGGUGAUAUUUCUUCUCUGGACACUUUAGAUUUGAGAGGAAACCAAGUGGAUUAUUUCCCCGAUGGGUUCUUGGAGAAAAUGCCCACCCUGUCAAGACUCCGGAUCGGCAUGAACUGCCUAGAAACACUCCAUUUCUCAACAGAGCAGUUCUCUAGCAGCUUGUACGAACUGGAUAUUAGCAACAACAAACUGAACCAGGUUUCAGCGAAUGAUGGGUCGCUUAGCAUGCUAGGCAAUCUGACUUACGUUAACCUGAGUCGGAACGAUCUGAAGGAGCUACCUUUUGGAUUAUUUUCUUCGUUGCCAAGAAUCCACUCUGUAGACUUGAGCUAUAACAACAUUGGCAUUUGCCUACCCGAUGAAACAAAUAUCAACACCAGCAGCAUUACAGAAUGCUUGCAAUGGAACAACAUUGACUCCCUCAGGCAGCUUCACCUUAAAGGUUGCAACCUUGGAACUGUCCCAAACGCUGCAUUCGCAGGGUUGUCACUAACCCACCUAGAACUGUCCGACAAUCCUGGGAUUGAUGUCCAAGAUUCAUUACAAUGUUUAAGCAGGACGUUGCAACAUCUGGGCUUAGGGAACACUCAAACACAAGACAUUGACUUGUCCCGUUUUCAAAGUCUGAAGUCACUUAAUCUAUCAAGUAAUUCUCUUUACCGUCUUCCCAAAUCACUUUAUGAUAUUGACCUGAAAGUCCUGGACGUAAGGGACAAUAUACUGUCCUCCAUCCCCUCUGGUGAAGCUCAUACACUAGCCUCAAGACUGCAGACUAUUUUCCUCAGUGGAAAUGCAUUUAACUGCUGUCAAACAGAGUGGUUUAGGAUAUUUGAAAGUGCAAAGACAAUUAAUAUGGUUGCAAUGUCAGAUAUUGAAUGCCGCGAUAUCCUACAAAUGACACACAGAGUGCAGGACUCAGACAAAUUUUAUUGUUUAGAAGCAGAGGAGUCAAUCCUGUGGUACGUUCUGCUACUUGUGCCUCUUUGUCUUUUUUUGACAGGAAUCUCCAUUGUUGCGUUCCUUACCUACAAGCCCAAACUCCUACAAACAUCAAUCAAAAAGAAGUAUUUGAAGCCCACGUCCUACUGAUACUUUAUAAACACCAAAUGUGAAUGCAUUUUGUACAUUGUCCAGAUGUUGAAAAUAAAAUAAUAAAAAAAAACACUUUAAAAGCCAUC
Messenger RNA from Gambusia affinis (western mosquitofish), 2608 nucleotides. RefSeq names its product negative regulator of reactive oxygen species (gene nrros). The coding region runs from base 462 to 2519 and encodes 685 amino acids. The record is from RefSeq and is a predicted model, not a curated record. The transcript is spliced from 3 exons. Gene Ontology annotation, molecular function: protein binding. NCBI's taxonomy places the organism in Eukaryota, Metazoa, Chordata, Actinopteri, Cyprinodontiformes, Poeciliidae.